ACACACACACUCACACGCACGCACGCACACACACACACACGGCUUCCUUCUCAAGCGCAGUGACUUCACUUCCCAAAUUUAGAGGAAAAAAACCAUCCGGCGAAACUGUCUCUGUCUCUCCGCCACAUAUCGGGGGCUGGAAUUAAUUCAGACGCGUGUCAUGUUUGGAAUAUUGUCGGGCUCCACUGAAAAUUGCGCAAAAUGGACGGAACUAUCAAGGAGGCGCUGUCAGUGGUGAGUGAAGACCAGUCUCUGUUCGAGCCUCCGUACGCCGCUGCUGCUCCCUUACCCAAGACAGACAUGACUGCGUCCGGCGCACAGGACUACGGUCAGCCUCACAAGAUCAACCCUAUCCCGCCUCAGCAGGAGUGGAUCAACCCGCCCGGCCGGGUUAAUGUCAAGCGAGAGUAUGACCACAUCAAUGGAUCCAGCAGAGAGUCCCCGGUGGACUGUAGUGUGGGUAAAUGCAAUAAAAUGGUAGGCGGGACCGACGCAUCUCAGAUGAGCUACACCAGCUACAUGGACGAGAAGUGCGCUCCGCCCCCAAAUAUGACAACCAAUGAGAGGAGAGUUAUCGUCCCAGCAGACCCUUCUCUCUGGUCUCCAGACCAUGUGCGGCAAUGGUUAGACUGGGCCAUUAAAGAGUAUGGUCUUCAGGAGAUCGACACGGCCAUGUUCCACAACACAGAUGGAAAAGAACUUUGCAAGAUGAGCAAAGAAGACUUCCUGAGACUUACCAGCGUCUACAACACGGAGGUCCUGCUCUCACAUCUCAAUUACCUCAGGGAAAAUGCGUCUUACGAUGCUGUACGGAGGGCAGGCUGGUCAAACAACAUGCACAGCGGCAAAGGCUCUCCUACGGUGGUGUCUCAGAACGUGUCCAAGAACACUGAACAGGCUCGGCCUCAGCCCGAUCCUUACCAGAUUCUAGGACCCACCAGCAGUCGACUCGCUAACCCAGGCUCUGGUCAAAUCCAGCUGUGGCAGUUCUUGUUGGAGCUGCUUUCUGACAGCAACAAUGCCGCCAUCAUCACCUGGGAGGGCACUAAUGGAGAAUUCAAGAUGACCGACCCAGAUGAGGUGGCCAAGCGCUGGGGGGAGCGGAAGAGCAAGCCUAACAUGAACUAUGACAAGCUCAGCCGGGCCCUCCGCUACUACUAUGACAAGAACAUCAUGACCAAGGUGCAUGGCAAACGCUAUGCAUACAAAUUCGAUUUCCAGGGCAUCUCCCAAGCCCACCAAAACCAUCCUCCAGAAGGGGGCGUGCUCAAAUACCAGGCUGAAGUGCCGUAUGUGCAAAGCUACCACAGUCACCAGCCAAAAAUGAACUUCAUGGGCACUCAUUCAACCCCUAUGCCCGUUUCCACUGGGAAUUUCUUUGGGCCUCCAACCACCUACUGGAACUCUGCAACCGGAGUGGUCUAUCCAAGCUCACCCAUGCCACGACAUCCCAGCACUCACUCUCAUUUGAACUCUUAUUACUAAAACAAUCAAAUUUUUAAGCCCUGGAUUUCAUAUCAUAACAAAACAGCAACUAUUCUUGAUCCCUCAUCCAGUGCAAAAACAUUUGUAGCAACUCCAAACAGUUCUCCAUCUCACUCCAUCUUUUGUACAGUAUAUAUAUGCAUAUCAAACAAAGCUGUACGUCUUCUGGGCUAAAUUGUAAAUAUGUCAUGCAUGUUUUAUAUAAGGCAUUGAAAGGACUUCUCUAACAUUGCCCAAACCCAUGCAUACUCAUCUCUGUUUUAAAAUGUAAUAUUCCUUUGUAAGCAUGUUCUUUUUUGUACAGUUUUCUUUAAAUCAAAUACUUUGCCCAAUGUAACGUUAUAUUUCAAACCAAUAAACCAUGUAGCUCACUUAA
This is a messenger RNA of Puntigrus tetrazona (Sumatra barb), 1861 nucleotides long. Its product is annotated as Friend leukemia integration 1 transcription factor-like. The record is from RefSeq and is a predicted model, not a curated record. Gene Ontology annotation, cellular component: nucleus. Gene Ontology annotation, biological process: cell differentiation; regulation of transcription by RNA polymerase II. The coding region runs from base 202 to 1485 and encodes 427 amino acids. NCBI's taxonomy places the organism in Eukaryota, Metazoa, Chordata, Actinopteri, Cypriniformes, Cyprinidae. Gene Ontology annotation, molecular function: sequence-specific DNA binding; DNA-binding transcription factor activity, RNA polymerase II-specific. The transcript is spliced from 8 exons.